AUGAAUGGAAAUAGAGAAGAAGAAAAUGAGGCAAAGAUUGAAAAUGUGCAGAAAACAGGUUUUAUCAAAGGACCAAUGUUUAAAGGUGUUGCUUCAAGUCGAUUUUUGCCCAAAGGCACGAAGACAAAAGUUAAUUUGGAGGAACAGGGGCGGCAGAAGGUGUCAUUCAGCUUCAGCCUUACAAAGAAAACAUUGCAGAACAGAUUUCUCACCGCACUUGGCAAUGAAAAGCAAAAUGAUACUCCAAACUCUCCAGCUAUACCUCUUCAAGUAGACUCAUCCCCUAAAAACAAAAUGGACAGCGGGGAAACCUUAUCUAUUACAGAGGAAUCGUCUCCUCCCAAAUCAAGAGUGGAAUUGGGCAAAAUUCAUUUUAAGAAACAUCUACUACAUGUAACCUCUCGGCCCCAGCUGGCUACUACCACAUCAAUAACGCCUCCAUCUCCUCCCACUGUACACAUACCAGCAGUCAUAGCAGAAUCGAUUAUAGACUCGCCCCCUUCAUCUCCACCUCCACCACCUCCACCUCCCCAAGCUACAAUACCCUCACCACCAGCACCAAUAGCAGAGCCAGUGGCCUUGCCACAAACACCAGUAAAAGUUCUGGCCGCACCUGUUUUCUCACCAGAGGAUGUAGCAGUUAGAGCUCUGAAAGAACCACCAGUUACCACCGUGCCGGAAUCUUCAGAGGGGGAUAAUAAGCAUGAUACUGUAUCGAAUAGUGCAGAAGAGCAGGUAACUGAACAUUUGAAAGAGCAAGUUGAUACUCUCUCGCAGAAAGAAGAUUCCCAUAUUGGGAAGGAAGAAGAAAUUCCGGAUAGUUCGAAGAUUAGUCCGAGCUCUAAGAAACCAGGUUCUAAAAAGAAGUCCUCACCCUUUGAAGGCACCUUUCUUGCUUCAGAAUCUGACGAAGAUUCUGUACGGACUUCAUCAAGUCAGAGAUCACAUGACUUAAAAAGUUCAGCAAGCACUGAGAAGGAAAGAGAUGUGAAAAAGAACUCAGCACCUUUAAAAAACAAUGAGGAUUCAGGGAAAUCGCGCUCUAAAACAGAGAGAGAUGAUAAAUAUUUUAGCUACUCAAAACUUGACCGCGAUCCUCGGUAUGUGUCUUCCCGGUGCAGGCCGGAAAGAGAGCGAAGGCGGAGCAGAUCACGUUCUAGAUCAGACAGAGGCUCCAGAACGACUUUAUCCUAUUCUCGGUCAGAACGGUCUCAUUAUUACGAGUCUGACAGGCGCUACCAUCGAGGGGGUUCCCCUUACCGAGAGAGGACCCGCUAUUCUCGGCCGUACACAGACAACAGGGCGCGAGAGAGUUCCGACUCUGAUGAUGAGCAUAAGAAGACAUACUCCAGGCGUACCUCAUCUCAUUCCUCCUCUUACAGAGACCUAAGGACAUCAUCCUAUUCCAAAUCUGAUCGGGAGUGCAAAAGCGAGAGCUCUUACUUGGAGAUGGAGAGGAGGGGCAAGUAUUCAAAACUAGACAGAGAAACAAAGAGGAUAUCAGAAAACGAAGCAAUAAAGAGAUGCUGUUCUCCCCCUAGUGAACUGGGCUGCCGAAGGGGGUCAUCCUAUUCCAAGCACGAUACCAGUGCUUCCCGUUACAAAUCUGCCCUUUCAAAACCUCGAUCCAAGUCUGAUAAACUUAAAAAUUCUCUCUGCUGUGCAGAAUCCAAUGAGGAAAGCAAACAGUCUCCUCCUUUGGGCUUACAGACGCCUUGCUUGAAAACUAGUGAAGUCAGAACAAUGACUAAAAUCCCUGAAAGAGAAAAGACUCGGUCCUUGUCUCCAUCAAAUCAAUUAAAUGAUUCCCCUCCUUUAAAAAAGAUAGAUGGGUCACCUGUUUUCAAGUCUGAAUUUAUAGAACACGAUUGCCACGAUAGUAUUAAAGAACUGGACUCUUUAUCCAAAGGGAAGAAGGAUGAAUUGAGAAGUUUUUGUCCCCUUGAAUUCAAUGUGAAUGGAUCUCCUGGGGCAGAAUCUGACAUGGCAACAUUUUGCACUUCUAAAACAGGUGCUGUUUUGAUGACUUGUGAUGAUAGUGUGAGUGGAUCCGAGGUGUCCCCUUUGGCUACAGUGUGCAUGCUCUCAUCAAAUGGCUAUCAGAGUAUCAGCAAAUGCAAAGAGAAAGACUUGGAUGAUAUAUGCUUGCAGCAUCCAUCAAAAAGUCCACUGAGAGAAACAGAAUCUCUAGUGUCCCCACACGAUAAACUCACCUCUUUGCCAGUCAUAACUAUAGAUUAUUCCAGAACAGUAGUUAAGGAAGCCUUGGAGAAGAGAGUUUCUUGCUGUAAAACCAAAGAUUCAGAUAGAUACUGUACUGCAGAUGAGAGUACCCCUUCUUUCUGUUGUUCUGAAGUUGAAAACGUUGAGCCUUCAGUUAGGAAGAUUUCAUCCAAUAGCUUUAUGAAUGUGCACUUAGAAUCAAAAACAGUCUUAUGUGAUAAUAGAAGUCUGACAGAUCAGCACUCAAAAUUUGCAUGUGAAGAGUAUCAACAGAGCGUUGGUAGUACUAGUUCAGCUUAUGUUAACCAUUUUGAUGAUUUAUAUGAACCUAUAGAGAGUUCAGACAUCGCUUCAUCUCCAGGGAUAAAAGCGGACAGUUUAGCUCUUUUGCAAGGUGAUGAGGACACCUCUCCAGUUCCGGAUGCAGUGCUGACAGAUAAAAAUAGUACAGAGUUUUUAAAGCAUGCCGAAACAACCAUCGAAGUGGAUAGUGGCCUUCCUGAUUCAAGAAAGGGAUUUGCUUCCUGGGAAAACAGGCGUAAUAAUGGAUUAUUAGGUCAUGGUUUGCAGGAGGCUCAAGAAGAAGGGAAUUCCAUAUUGCCUGAUAGAAGAGGAAGACCAGCCAUCUCUUUGGAUGAGGAAGGAGAAAGGGGACAUGCACAUACUUCCGAUGAUUCAGAAGUUGUGUUUUCUUCUUGUGAUCUGAAUUUAACCAUGGAAGACACUGACGGUGCACCUUAUACCUUAAAGUGUGACAGUAGUGGUCAUGCUACUGAAAUUGUGUCAACUGUCCAUGAAGAUUAUUCUGGUUCUUCGGAAAGUUCAAGUGAUGACAGUGAGUCAGAAGAUACAGAGUCUGAUGAUAGCAGUAUUCCAAGAAACCGCCUCCAGUCUGUUGUGGUUGUGCCAAAGAACUCUACGUUGCCCAUGGAUGAAACAAGUCCUUGUUCUUCUCGGAGCAGCCAGAGUUACAGACAUUAUUCCGAUCACUGGGAUGAUGAGAGAUUAGAGUCAAGGAGACAUUCGUAUGAGGAAAAGUUUGAGAAUAUGACAAGUAAAGGCUGUCCUCAAACGGAGAAGUUCUUUCUUCAUAAAGGAGCAGAGAAGAAUCCCGAAAUUUCUUUUACACAGUUCAGCAGAAAACAGGUAGACAAGCAUCUGCCUGAAAUUGCUCAUCCUCAGAGUGAUGGGGUUGAUAGUACAAGUCAUGCAGAUGUGAAAUCUGACUCUCUACUAAGUCACCUGAAUGCGGAGGACAUAGUAAAAGGCAAAACAUCUAGGCAACAAGAAGAGCUUCCAGUUUAUUCUUCGGAUGAUUUCGAAGAGAUACCAAGUAAAUCCCGGCAACAGAUCCCUUUCCCUAACCGGCCAGAUAGCAGACUGGGGAAAAUGGAGCUAACUUUUUCUUCCUCUUGUGAUAUCUCCCGCAUGGACAGCUUGCAUUCCUCGGAGGAGCUCAGAAACCUGGGCUGGGACUUGACUCAACAAGAAAGGCCUACGACCACCUAUCAGCAGCCUGACAGCAGCUAUGGGGCCUAUGGGGCACACAAGUAUCAGCAAACUGCCGAACAGUAUGGCGGGCCCCGUCAUUAUUGGCACAGCAAUGGCUACUGGGACCCGAGAUCGGCAGGCAGGCCUCCUGGAUCUGCCGUCACUUACGAUCGCAUGCAGGGUCAGGUGCCAGAUUCCUUAACCGAUGACCGGGAAGAAGAGGAGAAUUGGGAUCAGCGGGGUGGAUCCCAUUUUUCAGGCCAAUCCAACAAAUUUCUUCUAUCCCUUCAGAAGGACAAGGGCUCUGUGCAGGCGCCAGAAAUAAGCAGCAAUUCCAUCAAAGACUCUCUAGCUGUGAACGAAAGGAAGGAGUUUUCUAAAAACUUUGAAAAAACUGACCUCAAAGAGAGAGGGCCUCCCAAAAAACGGAGGCAGGAAUUGGAGAGCGAGUCUGAAAGCGAUGGUGAGCUUCAAGACAGAAAGAAAGUCAGAGUGGAGAUAGAGCAGGAGGAGACAUCGGUGCCACCACACUCGGAGCUGAUCGGGCCUUCCUGCGUCAUGGGUGACUUCAGGGACCCACAGCGGUGGAAGGAGUGUGCCAAGCAGGGCAAGAUGCCUUGUUACUUUGAUCUGAUUGAAGAAAAUGUUUAUUUAACAGAAAGGAAGAAGAAUAAAUCUCAUCGGGAUAUUAAGCGAAUGCAGUGUGAGUGUACACCUCUUUCCAAAGAGGAAAGAGCUCAAGGUGAAAUAGCUUGUGGGGAAGAUUGUCUCAAUCGUCUCCUCAUGAUCGAAUGUUCUUCUCGAUGCCCAAAUGGGGAUUUUUGUUCCAACAGACGGUUUCAGAGAAAACAGCAUGCAGACGUAGAAGUCAUACUUACUGAAAAGAAAGGCUGGGGCUUAAGAGCUGCCAAAGACCUCCCUUCGAAUACCUUUGUCUUGGAAUACUGUGGAGAAGUACUUGAUCAUAAAGAGUUUAAAGCUCGAGUGAAGGAAUAUGCACGAAACAAAAAUAUUCACUACUAUUUCAUGGCUCUGAAGAAUGAUGAGAUAAUAGAUGCUACUCAGAAAGGAAAUUGCUCUCGUUUCAUGAAUCACAGCUGUGAACCAAACUGUGAAACCCAAAAAUGGACUGUGAAUGGACAACUAAGGGUUGGGUUUUUUACAACCAAACUGGUUCCAUCAGGCUCAGAAUUAACGUUUGACUAUCAGUUUCAAAGAUACGGAAAAGAAGCCCAGAAAUGUUUCUGCGGAUCAGCAAAUUGCCGGGGUUACCUGGGAGGAGAAAACAGAGUUAGCAUCCGAGCAGCAGGAGGGAAAAUGAAGAAAGAACGAUCUCGAAAGAAGGAUUCAGUAGAUGGAGAGCUGGAAGCGCUGAUGGAAAACGGAGAGGGUCUCUCUGAUAAAAACCAGGUGCUCAGUUUAUCCCGGCUAAUGGUGAGAAUUGAAACUUUGGAGCAGAAACUUACCUGUCUUGAGCUCAUUCAGUUGGAAAACCUUCAUUCAUUUGGAUCAUAUGGAAAGGAGGAGGUGUAUCGAAUUCCAAAGAAAAGUCAAACUGAAAAGGAGAGCACAGUAACUGAACGAGGAAGGGAUAUUGUUGCCUUCAGAGAUCAAACAGCUGCCCCAAAGACUCCCAACAGGUCAAGAGAAAGAGACUCAGACAAACAAACACAAAAUAAAGAGAAAAGGAAACGAAGGGGCUCUCUUUCACCACCUGCUUCUGCCUAUGAGCGGGGAACCAAAAGGCCAGAUGACAGGUACGAUACACCAACUUCGAAAAAGAAAGUUCGAAUUAAAGACCGCAAUAAACUUUCCACCGAAGAGCGCCGGAAGUUAUUUGAGCAAGAGGUGGCCCAGCGGGAGGCCCAGAAACAGCAGCAGCAGAUGCAGAACUUGGGCAUGACGUCCCCGCUACCCUAUGACUCUCUGGGCUACAACGCCUCCCAUCACCCCUUUGCUGGCUAUCCACCGGGGUACCCCAUGCAGGCCUACGUGGACCCCAGCAACCCCAAUGCUGGGAAGGUGCUCCUGCCCACGCCCAGCAUGGACCCCGUGUGCUCUCCUGCUCCUUAUGACCACGCCCAGCCCUUGGUAGGACAUUCAACAGAACCUCUCGCUGCCCCUCCGCCGGUGCCAGUGGUGCCACACGUGGCGGCCCCCGUGGAAGUUUCUAGUUCACAAUAUGCGGCCCCGACGGAUGGUGUGGUACACCAGGACUCCAAUGUUGCGGUCAUGCCCGUACCAGCCCCAGGCCAAGUCCAGGGACAGAAUUACAGUGUUUGGGAUUCAAACCAGCAGUCCGUCAGUGUACAGCAGCAGUACUCACCUGCACAGCCACAAGCAGCCAUCUAUUAUCAAGGACAGACAUGUCCCACUGUCUAUGGUGUGACGUCACCCUACUCACAGACAACACCACCAAUUGUACAGAGUUACGCCCAGUCAAGUCUUCAGUAUAUCCAGGGACAGCAGAUUUUCACAGCACACCCGCAAGGAGUGGUGGUCCAGCCAACCACAGCUGUGACUACAAUAGUUGCCCCAGGGCAGCCUCAGCCCUUACAGCCACCUGAAAUGGUUGUGACAAACAAUCUACUGGAUCUGCCACCGCCCUCUCCUCCCAAACCGAAAACUAUUGUGUUACCUCCCAACUGGAAGACAGCACGAGACCCAGAAGGGAAGAUUUACUACUACCACGUAAUCACGAGGCAGACUCAGUGGGAUCCUCCUUCUUGGGAAAGCCCUGGAGAUGAUGCCAGCCUUGAACAUGAAGCUGAGAUGGACCUGGGAACCCCAACAUACGACGAAAACCCCAUGAAGACAUCGAAAAAGCCCAAGACAGCCGAGGCAGACACCUCCAGUGAGCUGGCGAAGAAAAGCAAAGAAGUGUUCCGAAAAGAGAUGUCUCAGUUCAUUGUCCAGUGCCUGAACCCCUACCGGAAGCCUGACUGCAAAGUGGGCAGGAUCACCACCACCGAGGACUUCAAGCACCUGGCCCGCAAGCUGACGCACGGGGUUAUGAACAAGGAGCUGAAGUACUGUAAGAACCCCGAGGACCUGGAGUGCAACGAGAAUGUGAAACACAAAACCAAGGAGUACAUCAAGAAGUACAUGCAGAAGUUUGGGGCUGUUUACAAACCCAAAGAGGACACCGAGUUAGAGUGACUGUGUGUGGGCGCAGGUGGCCGGCUGGGCACUCGGGGUGGGGUGGGGGGAUUCGAGGGAGAAGAAAUCCUUCAGCCUCUGCCUCACUCCGUGGCCAGCACCCCCGGCCAUCCAAGGCUGCAGGAGUCAACAGAGCUUGAGCUCCAGCUCCAAGUCGCCCCCCACCCCCGUUGUGAGCUGUUGGGAGCUGAUCAGGGGCCAUGGGGAACAACCCCCCCACCCCUGGGGAACACCCUGGCCAGACCUGACCCCAACCUGUGACCUGGGUCUCCUCCUUGGCGGUGCUGUCAGCGCACAGACCCAUGCGCAUUCCCCUCCCCCCCCACCCUUGACCCCCGACCCCGACCAUCUGUAUUAUAUUUUAAUGUAUAUGUGAAUAUAUUGAAAA
This is a messenger RNA of Dipodomys ordii (Ord's kangaroo rat), 7261 nucleotides long. It is a transcript of the gene Setd2, whose product is annotated as SET domain containing 2. Gene Ontology annotation, cellular component: chromosome; nucleus. Gene Ontology annotation, biological process: regulation of DNA-templated transcription. Gene Ontology annotation, molecular function: histone H3K36 methyltransferase activity; protein binding. Bases 1 to 6873 code for a protein of 2290 amino acids. The transcript is spliced from 19 exons. Lineage: Eukaryota; Metazoa; Chordata; Mammalia; Rodentia; Heteromyidae. The record is from RefSeq and is a predicted model, not a curated record.